Budorcas taxicolor (takin) is the source of this 1911-nucleotide messenger RNA. RefSeq names its product solute carrier family 6 member 7 (gene SLC6A7). Gene Ontology annotation, cellular component: membrane. Gene Ontology annotation, molecular function: L-proline transmembrane transporter activity. Lineage: Eukaryota; Metazoa; Chordata; Mammalia; Artiodactyla; Bovidae. The record is from RefSeq and is a predicted model, not a curated record. The transcript is spliced from 14 exons. Gene Ontology annotation, biological process: sodium ion transmembrane transport. Bases 1 to 1911 code for a protein of 636 amino acids.
AUGAAGAAGCUCCAGGGAGCUCACCUUCGCAAGCCUGUCACCCCAGACCUGCUAAUGACCCCAAGCGACCAGGGCGAUGUAGACCUGGACGUGGACUUUGCCGCAGACCGGGGGAACUGGACAGGCAAGCUGGACUUCCUGCUGUCCUGCAUCGGCUACUGUGUCGGCCUGGGGAACGUCUGGCGUUUUCCCUAUCGAGCCUAUACCAAUGGAGGAGGCGCCUUCCUCGUCCCCUACUUCCUCAUGCUGGCCAUCUGCGGCAUCCCCCUCUUCUUCCUCGAGCUGUCUCUGGGCCAGUUCUCCAGUCUGGGACCCCUGGCCGUCUGGAAAAUCAGCCCCCUCUUCAAAGGCGCCGGCGCGGCCAUGCUGCUCAUCGUGGGCCUCGUGGCCAUCUACUACAACAUGAUUAUCGCCUACGUCCUCUUCUACCUCUUCGCCUCCCUCACCAGCAACCUGCCCUGGGAACACUGUGGCAACUGGUGGAACACGGACCUCUGCCUCGAGCACAGAGGCUCCAAGGACGGCAACGGGGCCCUGCCCCUCAACCUCACCAGCACUGUCAGCCCCAGCGAGGAGUACUGGAGCCGCUACGUCCUCCACAUCCAAGGAAGCCAGGGCAUCGGAAGUCCCGGGCAUAUCCGCUGGAACCUCUGCCUUUGCCUGCUGCUCGCCUGGGUCAUCGUGUACCUCUGUAUCCUCAAGGGUGUGAAGUCCUCGGGCAAGGUGGUGUAUUUCACGGCCACGUUCCCCUACCUCAUCCUGCUCAUGCUGCUGGUCCGUGGAGUCACCCUCCCUGGGGCCUGGAAGGGCAUCCAGUUCUAUCUCACCCCUCAGUUCCACCACCUGUUGUCUUCCAAGGUGUGGAUCGAAGCUGCUCUUCAGAUCUUCUACUCCUUGGGUGUGGGCUUCGGGGGGCUCCUCACCUUUGCCUCCUACAACACAUUUCACCAGAAUAUCUAUAGAGACACCUUCAUUGUCACCCUGGGCAACGCCAUCACCAGCAUCUUGGCUGGCUUUGCCAUCUUCUCCGUGCUGGGCUACAUGUCUCAGGAGCUGGGUGUACCUGUGGACCAAGUAGCCAAAGCAGGCCCUGGCCUGGCCUUUGUCGUCUACCCGCAGGCCAUGACCAUGCUGCCUCUGUCACCCUUCUGGUCCUUCCUGUUCUUCUUCAUGCUGCUGACUCUCGGCCUGGACAGCCAGUUUGCCUUCUUGGAGACCAUUGUGACAGCUGUUACGGAUGAGUUCCCGUACUACCUUCGGCCCAAGAAGGCUGUGUUCUCGGGGCUCAUCUGCGUGGCCAUGUACCUGAUGGGGCUGGUCCUCACGACAGAUGGGGGCAUGUACUGGCUGGUCCUUCUGGACGACUACAGCGCCAGCUUCGGGCUGAUGGUGGUGGUGAUCACCACGUGCCUCGCCGUCACCCGGGUGUAUGGCAUCCAGAGGUUCUGCCGGGACAUCCACAUGAUGCUGGGCUUCAAGCCGGGCUUCUACUUCAGGGCCUGCUGGCUGUUCCUGUCCCCAGCCACGCUCCUGGCCCUGCUGGUGUAUAGCAUCGUCAAGUACCAGCCCUCAGAGUAUGGCAGCUACCGCUUCCCAGCCUGGGCAGAGCUGCUGGGCAUCCUGAUGGGCCUGCUGUCCUGCCUCAUGAUCCCAGCCGGCAUGCUGGUAGCCGUGCUUCGAGAGGAGGGCUCGCUCUGGGAGCGGCUUCAGCAGGCGAGCCGGCCGGCCAUGGAUUGGGGCCCAUCACUGGAGGAGAACCGGACAGGCAUGUAUGUGGCUACGCUGGCCGGGAGCCAGUCACCCAAGCCAUUGAUGGUGCACAUGCGCAAGUACGGGGGCAUCACCAGCUUCGAGAACACGGCUAUCGAAGUAGACCGUGAGAUUGCAGAGGAGGAGGAAUCCAUGAUGUGA